Messenger RNA from Hylaeus anthracinus, 1336 nucleotides. RefSeq lists its product as uncharacterized. The transcript has 2 exons. The record is from RefSeq and is a predicted model, not a curated record. The coding region runs from base 174 to 890 and encodes 238 amino acids. Lineage: Eukaryota; Metazoa; Arthropoda; Insecta; Hymenoptera; Colletidae.
GUUUGUAGACAACGUUUUGAGAAUAAAUAUACGCAUAUGUUAAAACCGUAACAGGUUAUAGGCCUAGGUGGCUUGCUAGUUAAGCGAUUGUGCUGAAAAACGUGCUGUUUGGAACAAAAUUGUUUAAAUUAAAUCUGCACGAAUAGUAGUCGUUGAAGUGACAUUUUUUUUGUAUGGGAAUCGCCGACUAUAAAACAUUUGAUACAAAACUAGGCAUAACAAUGGGUGAUAAUGUGAAAAUAUAUCAAAUCCAUCGAUUCAAUGGUGACAAUUUUCAUCUUUUGUGUCGUCAAAUGGAGAUUUUUAUGGCUGAAAAUAAGCUUAAGCCAUAUAUCCUUGGUACCGAAGUAAGAACAGAUCAAAAUGCUACCACGUGGGAUGUGAAAGAUGCAGAAGCUCAAGCAUUUAUAAUGCGAGGUUUAGAACUGGAGCAACUCAAACAUUUGUCGGACUGUAACACUGCGGCUAAGAUGUGGUCACGUUUAAAAACUGUACACUCCGAGAAAAGAGAUCAAUCUAUUCAAGCGUUGCUGCAUAAAUUCUUCAACUGCAAGAUGGAGGAUUGUGAAAAGGUCGCAGACUUUAUCGCAAAAAUUGUCUCUUUUGCGCAACGAUUAAAGGACAUGGAAAUGAAACAGAAAACCCCCGUGAUUAUUACGAAGAUCCUUACAAGCCUUCCACCGAAAUUUGAUAACGUGAGAACUUCUUGGUAUGCUGUGGCGAGAGAAAAUCAAACUAUCGAGCGGCUAACGGAUCAUCUCGUUAACGAGGAGGCUAUUUUGAAUUUGAGAACCACAACAGGUGAGGACACACCGAUCGGAGCCGCGUUCGUUUCUACGAGAGGUGAACAUCUGAGGACGCCAAGUAGCCAAAGUACAAAAAUACAUUGAAUACUUCUCUUGUUGAACACUCCUGACUCACAUGUUCGCGGUGAUUGAGGGGAUGCGUGACUAGGGACUACACUGGCCCGAAUAUGAUUCAGUGGACAGUGAACAUGUUAUUAUUGUACAAAUAAUUAGUCUUAAAAUUAAAACAAAAUUUAAUCAACUUCAAAAUGAAAUAAUUUUUCAAAUUUUCUUAUGACAAAAUUUUAUCCAAUGAGUAAAAAUCUAAUAUAAUAUUUCAAUUACAUUAUGAAUGUAAUUAUUUUAGUUAAUUACUUUUUUAAGUCGGUGUCAAAUAACUUCAGUCGAUAAAUUUAAACCUUACUAUACAUAAGGUAGUUAGGGUAGCUACUUCAAAAUUUAUUGGAUAAAAUGUUGCCAUUAGAGAACUUAAAAAGUUAUUUCGCCCUUUGUAGUUCUUUAUUUGAAGUCGGUUAAAAUUAAAUACAAUU